Impatiens glandulifera is the source of this 2390-nucleotide messenger RNA. RefSeq names its product eukaryotic translation initiation factor 5B-like. The record is from RefSeq and is a predicted model, not a curated record. The transcript has 6 exons. The coding region runs from base 121 to 2187 and encodes 688 amino acids. NCBI's taxonomy places the organism in Eukaryota, Viridiplantae, Streptophyta, Magnoliopsida, Ericales, Balsaminaceae.
UUAAAAUAGAGAGUCGACCGUUAUCCUCUCCUCAUCAAAACACAACUCUUUGCCCAUAGCUCCCUAAACCAUUGUCAUCGUCUCCAUUUCUCUGUAAUUCUCUCUCACAAAUCAACAAAAAUGGCGUCUAACCUGUUCUUCACCGAAGAAGAGAUGGUAGUUGACGAAUCCCUUGGUUAUCCCAAAGCUUUCGCCAAGCUCUGUAAAGAUCGAAGCUUGAAUCCUUACUUCAAUGGUCCUCCUAUCACUUUCAUCCCCUAUGCUCCGCAACAAAUCGAGGCUUCAAAGGAGAGAGAAUUCGAUGAGAUGUUCCCUAUUAUCGAUCCCAAAGCAAAACCUACAACGAAACCCAAGAUUUUUGUAAAUCUCUUAUGGAAACAACUCAAUCAUCUAGGAAAUGCUGGAUUUGACCCAGAGACUUUCCGGAUUGACCCGUAUGGAAAUGUGCUGUAUUACAAUGCAGAUCCGGAUUCUCCUCUUGCCUGGGAAAUUGAUCAUUGGUUUCCUUGCUCAAGAGGGGGACUGACAGUUGGAAGUAAUUUAAGAAUUCUACAAUGGCAAGUAUGUAAGAAGAAGAAGAACAGUAACAAAUUAGAGUUCUUAAUACCAUGGUGGGAUCUUCAAGUGGGUAUCUCCAUAAACCAGUUCUUAUCCAUCUUUGCUUCAUCAAACGCGGAUUUCAGGCGUAGAGCUUUCUCUUGGUUGUUUUCCGAUGGCGAAAACGAAGAACUCAACGAUUCUCAUUCGGUUGAAUCACACUUGUUUCCUCAGCAUUUUGUUCAAUCAAUUGAAAAGGUUGGGCUCGCCCCAGCUUCAGUGGUCUUCACCCGAAAAGAGUUAAAUGAAAGGCCAAGAUCCAGUUCUCCUCAAAUCGGGAUGAGAAAAUUGAGAUCAAAUGAGUCGAAAGAGAACGAGAACCCGUAUCAAGCCAUUGUAAUGGCAAGAGAUUCCCUAAGGCAAAAGGAAGAAUCUGUAAAGAUGCAAGCAGAAAUUAAGAAGCUAGACAAUGAAGUAAACGAACUGAAACAAAAAGCAGAGGAGGAGAAGGCAGCCAUACAAGAGCUAGAACUAGUGUUGAUCAAGCGAAAGAAACGGGCAGAGAAGUGUCGAAAAGUUGCAGAGGCGCAAUCUUCGUACAGGAUAAUGCUGGAGAAAAUGAUUCGAGAAGCGAUGCAUCAGAGUGUAGUUUACAAGGAACAAAUGAGAUUGAAUCAGGCAGCAUCUAGUGCUCUAAUGGCCAGACUUGAAGCUCAGAAAGCAAUUUGUGAUUCAUCCGAGAAAGACCUAUACAGGAAAUACAAACACAGAGAUGAGCUAGAAAAACAGAUAACACAGACCAGGAAGAGAUCGAGAUUGAACGACGAUUCUUCAUUAGUCGGAGACAAAGAUAACAAUACCAUUCUUUACUUACCAGGGAUUAACUCAGGCAAGACCCGUUUGCAGAAGGAAGUUGAGGCUUCUCACCUUGAUAAUAGUAACACUCAUUUAACACUACACAAGGAGCUGAGAGUUUUCCUAGAAGAGGAGCAGAAAGUAUCUGAAGAAGGCUCCGCCAUUGUCGCAGUGGAAGAAACCGACAAAUUAGGGAGAUUGAGGCAGAUGGGCGAUCUUCGUUUCCCCAUCAUACGUAAACCAGAAGGAGGAGAUGAUGCAGAGAAGGAAGAAGAUGAAGAGACGAGAAAGCAACGUGGAAAAGGUAAUGUAGAGAAGUGGCUAAAGAUGCUGAUGGAGGAUGCACUAGAGGAAGUGGGAGAAGGUUCUGAUUCAAAUCAUCAAAAUGCUGAAAACCACCCAGUUCAAGAAAAUGCUGCAGGUGAUGAAGAAGAAGAAGAAAUAGUUUUGCGUGAGCACAGAAAAACGCCAUUAAGAAACGGUCCUCCCUACAAGUUAUCUUCUGAGAGAAGCAAAGCAGAGGAAAUAGUUCCCCUGAGUAAAGAAGAAGAAAAAGGUAGAUUAAGCUUUGAAAAGAAGGAGGUUGCAAGGUCAGAUAGUGCACGGGCAUUUCGAAGAAUCCCAUCUUCACCUUCUAUAAUCAUCAAUAUGAGAAAAGGAGUGGAUUGCAUCAGAAAGAAGCCAUUGGUCAUUGACGAUGAGGAAGAAGAAACAACCACCACCCAUUUUGCUGCAAGGAACAACUCUAUUAAGUCAUCCAUCAAGACAAUCAUGAAGAAGGCUGUGAAGAUUUGAACUAUAUAAUUAUAGUUUACACUGAUUUAGAUAUAUAGCCGUGUGAAGAAUGCGAGUUCUUGUGUUGAAGUCAUUCAUUUGUAUUCAUUUAUUUGUGUUGUGAAAAUCAACUUUCAAUGUUGACAUAUGAAAAAUAAAUUCUUUCAGAUUUGUGACAGAAUUUACAGAUGGAUAUGAAGGUUCCUCGUGUGUUGAGGUUUUUC